AUGACAAAGACCCUGUCGGCAUUCUUCACAAAAGCCGACAAUACCCCCCCCACCCACACUCCACCUGCAACUCAAGCCGCAGAACCUGCCAAGGAAGCCGUAGAACCAGCAGAGACACCGGUUGCAGAAUCACCCAAACCAAGGAAACGAGCCAGCCGCGCCAAAAAGCCAAAAGAGACGACUACCGAGAACGACACACCAUCUUCAACAACAACUACCACAGUCAACAAGACACCCGCCAAGUCAACAGCAGCACCAAAAUCACCCACCAAAUCACGGAGGGCGACAGGAACUGCAGCGGCAGCGUCGGCAAGGAAGGAAACUCUGACGGCGGUGAUAAUACCAGGGAUAAAAUCCAAGAAAGGUGCAUCUUCUGCACAACAAUCGGCUACGUCUGAUUCGACAUCUGUUGCGGCAGAUCCUGCACCAAAAUCUAAAUCUUCACCCAGCAAGAACGUGGCCAAGACGAGGACCAGCCCGAACGCAGCAGCAGCGGAGGCAGGAGCAACACUUACGCCGGUACCAUUGGGAUCAACUGACGCUACAACAACAACAGCAAUAGAGGCACCCAAAUCACCCAGCAAUCCCACCGCCGCUCCAUCAUCCACUAACGUCAAUGGAAUCUCUGCCGCCGCUACAACAACUACAGGACCAAGCAGCGGCAUGAGCAAAGUCAACAAGAUCGAUACGGCGUCCAUGUUCAAAGUCAGGAGCGGGAAGGCCUCCUUCACAGAAAACAAGCUCAGGUUCUCAACACACCCCUCCGCCAUCGCAGACCUCUGCAAGUUUCACGAGUAUCGGGAAAAGUUACAGGAGGCAACAGACCUGUCAGAGUUCUCUGGCGUCAAGUUGGAGGCGGAUUGUGUCGAGAUUACCAGCAUACCACAGGAACACUAUGGAUUGGUCGCCAAGAUGGUGGAGGAGAACGACGCGACCUUGUCCGAGGUGGCGCUGGCCCUCAAGCCUAUGCUCUGCCCGCUCGGAUUCGAUGCCUUUGCAGAGUCUGCAACAGCACCUGAGGAUAUCAGUAGCAUGGACGUUGAUUCGGACAUGGAGGAUACUGAUGCCAGUCAGUCAAAUUCAGCGAGUCCCAGUAAGCGGACAGGGACGUCAGUUUCGGUAACAGCCAUCAUGGAGGUGAUCCAGUCGGUGGCGCAACGGGUCAAUUAUGGUGUACCCAUCGUCAAUUUGCCAGGCCAGGCAUAUGUGACACCACCCAACUUGUCGAUCUUCCGCUGGGAGGUCCAGAAUAUCGACCAGUACUUUCCGAGUGAUAUGAAGGCAGCCGUGGUUCGGCGGCGGACGAAGCGAUUGGAGGCAUCGGCGGCUUUGACGGCCUGGUUCUUGGGAUUGGAUGCCAAGCAGCAGGAGGAUCUCGCACCACCCCCUGUCCUUCCUGCCGUUGCUCCGGAAGCAUUGUUGGGCGCGGAGGCAGGGUCACUGGCGUCUGGCCAGAAGGGUCGCCUCUCUCUUGGAGGAGCUGAGGGGAUGGAUAUUGAUAAGGAUAUAGUUGCUGGACCUCUGCUAGAAAGUCAGCCCACGGUUGAGGCGGCAGUUGAUCCAGCAGUCUUGGAGCUCAAACUCAAGGAGGCCGAGAGCAAGAAGAAAGAAGCAGAGGCCAAGGAGGAGCGACGACUGGAGAAGGAACGCAAGAUGGCCGAGAGACAGCAGGAGAAGGACCAGAAAGAGGCCGAGCGUUUGCAAAAGGAAGAGGCCAAGAAGAAGAAGGCCGAGGAAGAUAAACUCAAGCAGGACCAGGUGAUUAUUCUUGACCGGCGGGCACAAAAGUUUGUUGGAUUCUUCAAGAAUGCGGCUCCGGUGGCAGACAAGAAGGAUGCAGCCCAGGUUGUCAAUGGCGCAGAUUGCUCAACUGCGCCAGUUGCGAGCCGUUUCCACCCAUUUCACGUCAAGAAGGACACGGCGCUGGCGCCUAUCAACCGCUUUGUCUCUGAACCCCGCAGCAGUACCAUCGACAAGGAACUCGGUCUCGGAAAGACGCAGCAGGAUUCUGACAAGGAUGCUGACAUGCAUCAUGGCGAUGCAGAUAUGAUGGAUGUAGACAUGGAAGCUGCCCCUUCACUGGACACGGCGACUGCCAAGACUACGCUCUCGAUAUUGUUUUCGCGGACUCGGCUGAUUGUUGGUAGCGACGCGUCAAAGCCUCGUACCAUGAAGCGGCUUCCACAGGGUGCCAGGGAUAUGUCGGUUGCGGAUGUGAUUCAGUCGGGACUGUUGCUCCAGGAGGACCAGGAUAAUGAUGACAUGAGCUCCAUGCUCACCUGGAAGGAUAUCCCCGCCCUCCGCAUGCGUCUCUUCCAAUUCGCCGAGAACUACCGCCCCGCCUACUAUGGAACGUGGUCAAAGAGGAGCAAGAACAUUACAGGACGCCGAUUUUUGGGCAAGGAUGCGGAUUUGGUGGAUUAUGACUUUGACAGUGAAGCUGAGUGGGAGGAAGACGAGGAGGGUGAAGAGUGCAAGUCUGACGAUGACGAUGAUGAUGCCGAGGAACUCUGCAGUGAACAAGAAGAGGAGGACGACUGGCUAGUUCCAGAGGGAUAUCUGUCGGAUGAUGAGGGUUUGGAUGCUGGUGAUGAAGGCGGGUCCAAGGAGAUGUCUCAGAAAAAGUCUAAGGAUCUCCGUCGUCCUACUCUUGCACAUACUGCGCCUGUGAUCGUUGGACCUGUGUUUGAGAUGACGCUGGGCGAGGUGUCGACCUACCCUGCCUUGGAGGCGUAUCACAUCGAGUUCCUUGGAGAUUAUGGUGUUGGGAUGGAGAUGUAUUAUGCGGUAGAGGAUAAGACCAGCGGUCUAGUUCCCACUCUCCCAACGGAUGUUCAAAUCUAA
Messenger RNA from Linnemannia hyalina, 2844 nucleotides. The record is from the annotation of a GenBank genome assembly. NCBI's taxonomy places the organism in Eukaryota, Fungi, Mortierellomycota, Mortierellomycetes, Mortierellales, Mortierellaceae.